Messenger RNA from Erigeron canadensis, 3019 nucleotides. Its product is annotated as respiratory burst oxidase homolog protein C-like. Gene Ontology annotation, molecular function: calcium ion binding; NAD(P)H oxidase H2O2-forming activity; peroxidase activity. The transcript has 12 exons. The record is from RefSeq and is a predicted model, not a curated record. Gene Ontology annotation, cellular component: plasma membrane. Lineage: Eukaryota; Viridiplantae; Streptophyta; Magnoliopsida; Asterales; Asteraceae. The coding region runs from base 201 to 2966 and encodes 921 amino acids.
ACCCAAAAAACAAACCCCCCAUUAUUUAUAACCUUUUUCAUUUUUCAAAAUCUUUCAUACUUCAAUUCUUUCCAUCCCCAAAUCUUCUUCGAUAUCUUAUAUCAUAUACAUACACUUUUCAUCACCUAAUUAAUACAACUUCCAUAUAUAGUAAGUAGUAUAUAGUUUUAAGAUUUAUAAUCCUGAUCCAAGCUAGUUUAAUGCAAAUGCAAAAAAUGGGUGCCGGAGAUGGGCUGCCGGAAAUAAACCGACAUUCCGACACGGAGGUUUACGGUGCUGACAGGAAAGCAUUUAGUGGACCGUUAAACAAACGCGGUACACGUAAAAGUGCAAGGUUCAAUAUCCCCGAUGACGUCAGCAGUGCUAGUGGAAGUAUGAAUUCUAGAAACAAUAAUGAAGAUUAUGUAGAGAUCACGUUGGAUGUUGGUGAUGACACCGUGGCGGUUCACAGCGUGAAAACAGCUGGUGGAGCUGACGUGGAAGACCAGGAGUUGACUUUGUUGACUAGAGGGUUGGAGAAAAGGGCGUCGUUAGGGACGACGGUGGUUAGAAAUGCUUCGGCGAGAAUCAGACAAGUGUCGGAAGAGUUGAGGAAGCUUACGUCGUUUCAACGACGGCCUACGGCUGGUCCGUAUGACAGGACGAAGUCCGCCGCGACGCAUGCUUUGAAAGGAUUGAAGUUUAUUAGUAAAACCGAUGGGGCGGCCGCUUGGGCCGCCCUUGAAGCCCGGUUUGAUGAACUUACUAAAAACACCACCGGGUUACUUCCACGCGCACUUUUCGGAGAGUGCAUAGGGAUGAACAAAGAUUCAAAGGAUUUUGCGGGGGAAUUGUUUGAUGCACUUAGUCGAAGACGGAAUAUCACAGGUGACUUGAUAAACAAACAACAACUAAAAGAGUUUUGGGACCAAAUUGUUGAUCAAAGUUUUGAUUCAAGGCUUCAAACGUUCUUUGAUAUGGUUGAUAAAGAUGCCGAUGGCCGGAUCAGUGAAGAUGAAGUCCGAGAGAUUAUCACCUUGAGUGCUUCGGCAAACAAGUUAUCGAAUAUUCAAAAACAAGCAGAUGAGUAUGCGGCAUUGAUCAUGGAAGAAUUGGACCCAGACAAUCUCGGUUAUAUCAUGAUUGAAAACUUGGAGGCACUUCUGUUGCAAUCCCCUACACAAACAGUAAGAGGAGAAAGCAAAAAUCUAAGUGUAGCGUUGAGCAAAAAACUUAGAAAUGAGAGCGGUAGGAACAUUAUACAACGCGGUUAUGAUGGUUUGAAGUACUUUUUCGAUGAUAAUUGGCAAAGAAUUUGGGUGCUUACACUUUGGAUUGGAGUGAUGGCUGGUUUGUUUGCUUAUAAGUAUAUUCAGUAUAAGAAUCGGGCAGCCUAUGAUGUAAUGGGAGAGUGUGUUUGUAUUGCCAAAGGCGCAGCAGAGACACUUAAGUUAAACAUGGCUAUAAUUUUGUUACCUGUCUGCCGGAACACCAUCACUUGGCUUAGAAACAAGACAAAACUUGGUGUCGCGGUACCGUUUGAUGAUAAUCUGAACUUUCACAAAGUUAUUGCUGUUGGAAUCACAAUUGGAGUCGGCUUACACGCUAUAUCGCAUUUAGCAUGUGAUUUCCCUCGACUUCUUAGUGCAACAGAGGAGGAGUAUGAGCCAAUGGAACAAUAUUUUGGGGAGCAACCCGGUAGCUAUUGGCAUUUUGUGAAGGAACCUGCUGGAUGGACCGGGAUCGUAAUGAUUGUUCUAAUGGCAAUAGCUUUUACAUUGGCAACGCCAUGGCUAAGGCGUGGUAGACUCAACUUACCCAAACCUCUAAAAAGGUUUACAGGCUUUAAUGCCUUUUGGUACUCCCAUCACCUUUUUGUGAUCGUUUAUGCUAUGCUCAUAGUCCACAGUAUCAAAAUUUACCUCUCGAAGGAAUGGUACAAGAAAACGACUUGGAUGUACUUGGCGGUUCCAAUGUUGCUUUAUGCCUGCGAGAGAUUGACCAGGGCUUUAAGGUCUAGUGUCAAGCCAGUUACGAUGUUGAAGGUGGCUGUUUACCCUGGAAACGUGUUGGCACUUCACAUGUCGAAGCCCCAAGGAUUUAAAUACAAAAGUGGGCAAUACAUGUUUGUGAACUGCAAGGCGGUUUCCCCAUUCGAAUGGCAUCCAUUUUCAAUAACUUCUGCACCUGGAGAUGACUAUCUAAGUGUGCAUAUUCGAACACUUGGUGAUUGGACCAGGCAACUAAAAACCGUCUUCUCCCAGGUAUGUCAACCACCCGUUAAUGGCAAAAGUGGACUGCUAAGAGCCGAUUUCCAGGGGGACAACCCAAAUUUCCCAAAAGUACUAAUUGACGGGCCAUAUGGUGCACCGGCGCAAGACUACAAGAAAUACGAUGUGGUGUUGCUAGUGGGAUUAGGCAUUGGAGCAACCCCUAUGAUUAGUAUCGUCAAAGACAUCGUGAACAACAUGAAAACCAAACAAGAAGAAGAGGGGGCCUUGGAAAGUGGCGGCAACACCUCAUUGCCUCCACCUUCGCUGCUAUCAAAGAAGAACACCUCCAACAACUUCAACACAACAAAAGCUUACUUCUAUUGGGUCACAAGAGAACAAGGCUCAUUUGAGUGGUUCAAAGGUGUUAUGAAUGAGGUUGCAGAAACAGAUCAGGACGGUGUGAUAGAGAUGCAUAAUUAUUGCACAAGUGUUUAUGAAGAAGGUGAUGCUCGGUCUGCUUUGAUCACCAUGCUUCAGUCACUAAAUCAUGCCAAAAAUGGCGUCGACGUUGUCUCGGGUACUCGAGUCAAAUCUCAUUUUGCAAAGCCCAACUGGAGGAGCGUUUAUAAGCGUAUCGCUCUUACUCACACUGGUCAACGUAUUGGGGUAUUCUAUUGUGGAGCACCAGCGCCAGUCAAAGAGUUGAAACAACUUGCUUCUGACUUUUCUCACAAGACAUCUACAAAAUUUGACUUUCAUAAGGAGAAUUUCUAACUUUAUUAGACAAUAUAAAUGUCAAUAAAUAAAAUGUGUUUGGACUUCAUAUA